This is a messenger RNA of Polyodon spathula (Mississippi paddlefish), 4454 nucleotides long. RefSeq names its product lysine-specific demethylase 4A-like. Bases 154 to 3414 code for a protein of 1086 amino acids. The transcript is spliced from 22 exons. The record is from RefSeq and is a predicted model, not a curated record. Gene Ontology annotation, molecular function: histone H3K9 demethylase activity; histone H3K36 demethylase activity. Lineage: Eukaryota; Metazoa; Chordata; Actinopteri; Acipenseriformes; Polyodontidae. Gene Ontology annotation, cellular component: nucleus. Gene Ontology annotation, biological process: chromatin remodeling.
UGCGCAUAGUAAGUAAUGGAGGACGUUCUCUCUCGUCUGAAAGUCCCGAAAUCUGCAAUAAUACUGCAAUAUUAUUAAAAAACGGGAAACCUACUGACACGAACGGAGAAUUUUAGUCAACAGCAAGCAGAAAGACAGUAAAAUCCUGGAAGGAUGGCUUCUGACUCAGCAUGUCAAAAUCCCAGCUGUCGGAUAAUGACCUUUUAUCCCACAAGGGAGGAGUUUCAGAAUUUCAGCCGCUAUAUUGCCUACAUUGAGUCUCAAGGGGCUCACAGAGCAGGGCUGGCUAAGAUUGUCCCUCCAAAAGACUGGAAACCCCGGAGGUGCUAUGAUGGCAUCGAUGAGCUGGUGAUCCCAGCUCCAAUCCAGCAGGUGGUCACUGGGCAGUCGGGUCUCUUCACCCAGUACAACAUCCAGAAGAAGCCAAUGACUUUGCGAGAGUUUCGCAAGAUUGCAAACAGUGACAAGUUCUGCAAUCCACAUUAUGCUGAUUUUGAGGAGCUUGAAAGGAAAUACUGGAAGAACCUCACAUUCAAUCCACCCAUUUAUGGCGCAGAUGUAAAUGGGACGCUCUAUGAUCCAGACAUCACAGAGUGGAACAUUGGCCAUCUAAAUACGAUCCUGGAUACGGUGGAGUUAGAGAGCGGAAUUACUAUAGAGGGUGUAAACACACCAUACCUGUACUUUGGGAUGUGGAAGACUACAUUUGCAUGGCACAUUGAGGACAUGGACCUGUACAGCAUUAACUACCUGCACUUUGGAGAGCCUAAAUCCUGGUAUUGUGUUCCUCCCGAACAUGGGAAGCGACUGGAGAGACUGGCAAAAGGAUUUUUCCCAGGGAGUGCCCAGAACUGUGAGGCCUUCCUUCGACACAAAAUGACCCUGAUCUCCCCAUCUAUCUUGAAGAAGUAUGGCAUUCCCUUUGACAAGAUUACUCAGGAAGCUGGGGAGUUCAUGAUCACAUUUCCCUAUGGGUAUCAUGCUGGUUUCAACCAUGGCUUCAACUGUGCUGAGUCAACAAAUUUUGCAACCCGACGUUGGAUUGAGUAUGGGAAGCAGGCAACACUGUGCUCCUGCCGGAAGGACAUGGUGAAGAUCUCUAUGGAUGUGUUUGUGCAGAAGUUCCAGCCUGAUCGCUACAAGCAGUGGAAAGCUGGGAAAGACAAUGCUGCCAUUGACCACUCCCAGCCAACUCCAGAGGCAGCCGAAUUUCUAAAGGAAGGAAACGGGGAUAGUGAAACAGAGACGAACUCCAGUUUAGGCAGCACUGAUAAAAGUGAGGCUACAGUAAACAACAAAAAGAGCCUCAUCAAGCAUAGAAUUGGGACUAAAAGACAUCGUGUGUGUUUGGAGGUCCCUGAAGAGGUCCUCCCAAAGGAAGAAUUGCAUUAUGAAGUGGAAGUCUGUGAGGAAGAAGCAAUAUCCACCCAGCAGGAUUACCAGCAAGGAAUGGACUGCACUGAGGAACUUAGCACUGACGAACUUGGCCAUCACGAUUCUCUCUUGCCAGCUAAGGUGGAAGAGCUGCAGCCAGUGAAAUGCGAAACUGUGGGAGAGGUGGUUCUAGGCCGGGCUGUGAGUCCCACCCCUCUGAUUGAGUGCUCUUCGCAUGAAGUGGAAAACCCCACUGUUCCUGAUAGUGAAACUUCCCCUGCCCAUGAUGACGUUAACCUACUUCCAGAAAGCCAGAAACACAUUGUAAAUAGCCACAUCUCCAAGGUAGUUGACCCCACCUCCAGACCUCAAAGCCCUGUUGUCGCUGGAACAAGUGGGGAUUCUCUCGUUGGUGGAGCUCCCCCAUGCCUACCGAGAUCAGGGGCAGCCUGUCUUGUUCUGAGCAAGACCCUGAGCCCAGCUGAAGUGCUGCAUGUUCACAGCUACGCUAAGGGGAGCUACAGUGAAGCAGGAGCUGGCAGUCCGUCAGAGAGGAAGGUCAACACUGUGAUUAGUGGCAAGGAACAAGAUGAUGCACAGAUGGCUGAAGAGGACAAAGACUCUGUGAAGAACCUGAAGAAUAAAUGGCAGCCUCUGGACAAACUACCACGUCACCACCCUUUAGUUAAAGACUGUUUCAGUGAUGAAGAAAUGCAAGAGCAGAUCCAUUUGGAUGAGGACACUGCUGAGACUGAACAGUGGGCAAAGUCUCUUACUAACCUUUGGCAAACCCGGCCCCAUAACCUACAGGCAGAGCGGGAGUACAAUCGCAACAUGGGUUUGGAACCUCCUUACUGUGCAGUCUGCAUGCUGUUCCAGACAUACCAGCAGUCGGAGUAUAAUGGCAAUAACCAAAGCACUAUGAUGGACUCUGAGGGUAGGCUCAGGACAAAGCCCCUUAUCCCUGAAAUGUGUUUCUCUACAAAUGAGGUCAGCAGUGACCUAAACUUCUCUGCCCCCUACCUGGAGGAAGAUGGUACCAGCUUGCUUAUCACCUGUUCCAACUGCUGCGUCCGGGUCCACACCAGUUGUUACGGUGUUGCUCCUGAGAAAGUGUCUGAUGACUGGAAGUGUUCCCGAUGUGAAGCAAAUGCCAUGACGGAGAGUUGCUGUUUAUGUUCACUGAGAGGAGGGGCACUGCAGAGAGCCAACAAUGACAAAUGGGUACAUGUACUCUGUGCAGUGGCAGUGUUGGAAGCACGGUUUGUGAACCUUGCAGAACGCAGUCCUGUGGAUCUCAGUGGGAUACCCUUGCAGAGGUUUAAAUUGAAAUGCUUUUACUGCAAAAAGCGGAUGAAAAGGACUGCAGGAUGCUGUGUGCAGUGCUCGCAUGGUCGCUGCCCCACCUCCUUUCAUGCUACCUGCGCACAAGCAGCAGGAGUCCUCAUGCAGUCUGAUGAUUGGCCCUUCGUUGUGUUCAUUACCUGCUUCCGCCACAAAGGGCCUAUUCAUACGGAGCGCAAUAAGGCAGCCCUGCGUGAGCUCUCCGUGGGACAGAAGGUGAUCUGUAAACACAAAAAUGGGCGAUACUACCAGAGUGAGGUGGUGAGUCUCACCAAAGAAACCUUUUACGAGGUGAACUUCGAUGAUGGUUCCUUCAGCGACAACCUCUUUCCAGAGGACAUUGUGAGCCGAGACUGCCAGCAGCUGGGGCCCCCUGCGGAAUCCGAAGUUGUGCAGGUGCGAUGGACUGAUGGGCUGGUUUAUGGAGCUAAGUUUGUGGCAGCACAUGUUGUCCAGAUGUAUCAGGUAGAGUUUGAGGAUGGAUCGCAGCUCUCUGCCAAGAGGGAUGAUGUUUACACCCUCGACGAAGAGCUACCAAAGCGUGUUAAAACAAGACUGUCAGUUGCAUCAGACAUGCGCUUUGGGAUCUUCACAGAGAAAGAGGUGAAACAGGAGACCAAACGGCAACGUGUUAUAAACUCCAAGUACCGGGGAGACUACAUCGAGCCAGUAGUGUACCGUGCCAUCAUGGAGUAAUUGCUUUUCUGUCCUCUAACCAAAAAAACUAUUGCCACAGACUGGGGGGACCUACAAACAAUAGAGGACCCGCUAAAAAUUAAAUUAUUGAGUGAAUUUGUCUUGAAAUCCUGAAUAUUUUUUUUUAUUUCAUUUUUUUUUAAUAUAUGUUGAGCUGAACAAAAAAAAAUCUUGAACGUUUUGGAGUAAGAGUACAGUGCCCUUGGCUUGCAUUAAUGCACCCUAUAACUUCUGCAUCACGGUCAUGAGGUCCUCAUUUCAUUUUCACAGCAGACCACUGUCUAAGUUUGCAGUGACAUGAGUUGCCCAACUUCUUUUUUUUUUGUUCAUAGUUUAGUUUAUUUCUGGCAGCUGCCACACGAAUAUCAGAUUCCUGUGCAAAGUGAACAAUUUGGAGUUUCAGUUUCACGGUGGAACAGACGGAGUGGAGUGUCAAAUAGAAAGAUGCAUUUUGAAAACUUGUUACACACAAAUUAGUGGCCCAGGUUUUUUGACUGUUGAAACAAGAUGUUGCCUCUUAAUUGGAGAAUUGCAAAAUGUUACAAACGCGCAGUAGAAUUUUGCAGGACGAUGCUAAAAAACAGAAGUGCCAUUUAAAAAAAAAGAAACAAAAACUUGGUAAGCUGCUUUUCCAUGCAUUUCAACUGUUCUAUGCCAUUGUAUUUAAGCAGUGGUAUUAGGUUUUUUUUUUUUGUUUUUUUUUUUACUUGUACAAAGUGCAAGCCAGUAGUAGAAACCUGGUAUAUUUACCAAAUUUACUUUUUAUAGAAUGUAUUGUUUUAUAAGCAAAUUCUGUUCCAAUGUCUUUAUUUGCUAGAGGUGUUUUACUGUUUGUUUUUUUUUGUUUUUUUUGCUUUUUUUAAAAAAUUUUUAGCACUACUACUUAAUUUGUUGUAUUUUUAUUUUUUACUUUAAAUCUGUUACCUUAAGGCUCAUUUGUACAUGUAAAGCAUCCAGCUGUCCUUUGAUCUUCAAUUUGAAAGAGCUUCUUACAAUUACGAAACCAUGAGGUGUGUGUAUAUAUAUAUAUAUAUAUAUAU